Messenger RNA from Prosopis cineraria, 1770 nucleotides. RefSeq lists its product as uncharacterized. The transcript has 8 exons. The record is from RefSeq and is a predicted model, not a curated record. The coding region runs from base 16 to 1269 and encodes 417 amino acids. Lineage: Eukaryota; Viridiplantae; Streptophyta; Magnoliopsida; Fabales; Fabaceae.
GCCAGAGGAUCAGCUAUGUAUUCUUUGGCUCCAUUCCCUUCCUCCAAAUUCCACUUUUUCUCUUUUCGAUUUCCAUUUACUUCUUCUCCUUCUCCUUCUCCUUCUCGAGUUGUCUGUCACGGUGGUUCCGAUUUACAGUAUGUUCCCUGCGACCUCAAGCUCGUCUUGCAUGAUACUCUUGAUUCCUCUGGAAUCGACACUACUCAUGCCAGAGAAGCAAGGAAGGAAUUCUGCUCACAGAUUCAGAGAUUCUGUUGUAUCGAGAGGCAAACCAGCAUCAGCAUCAAUAGAUGUGUUGACCUGGGAAGAACUGCUUUAUGUAUAGGUGCAGAGGAUGAUUCUCUUGUAUCACAUUCGUCUGUUCCACUACCGGUCGAUGCUUUCAUCGAAAGAUUGGAUGAUCUUUCAAUGGACUAUUGUCCUCACUACAGCCCAUCAUUGGACUCAUCCCCAGAGAAUUUCUUAGAGAGUUUAGAAAGAUAUCUGUAUGGUCACAAGGGUUUUCGAAGAACCAGUGCAAAUCAGAUGGAAUCACAAGCCCUAUAUCUCCACUCUGUUUUGACACAUCGUUCAGGAACAGUUGCAAUGCUUGCACUUAUAUACUCAGAAAUUCUGAAAAUGCUUCGUCUUUGGGGCCUUGUGAACUUUGAUGCUGAAAUUUUCUUUCCUCAUGAUUUUCAUGGCCUUCCCAGAGGUUACCAUAAACAAAAAAGCAAGGAAUCAGACCAAGCACACGUAAUGACUUCAGAAAAUCUGUUAUAUGAGAUCCUGAAUAAUCUCAAGCAUUCAUUCUGGCCUUUUCAACAUGAUCAUACCAAAAGCUUAUUCUUAAGGGCAGCACAUGCUGCAAAUUGCGUUGACAGAUCAGAUUUUAUUGGAGAAAGUGGCUCUCAACUAGCAUCUGCUAAGGCUGCUCAACAUAGGCUAGAUCGGGGUGUUUGGACCAGUGUACGUUUAGGGGACAUGAGGCGUUCAUUGGCUGCUUGCGAACGUCUACUCCUUCUGAAAUCUGAUGCAAAUGAAUUAAGAGACUACGGCACUCUUCUCUACCAUUGUGGACUUUAUAAUCAGGCAUUGGAAUAUUUGAAAUUGUACAAGGAUUUGAAGAGCUCAUCGAUGCAAACUCAGUCAUCAAACUCUUUGAGCAGCAUCGAAGAAGAUGCUGUGGAUAAACUGAUUACACGCUUGAAUCUCAUCUUGAUGGAACAAGGGUGGAGUCGCCCAUCUUAUGUCAGAAACUUUUUCAAUAAUAACUCUGAACCAUGGUAGCUUACCUUCCACUUUUUACUGAGGCAAUGCCGGGGCCGAUGUGAAUUUUCGCACACAGUAAAGGAAUGUUCACAGUACUUGGCAGCAAGUUUCAAUGAAUUUUACAACAAUGAAGAGUGGAUUCAUGGCAUGGAUGAUGAAGACGUUGUACCUAUAUCGGUCAUGAUUGGCCAAAAAAUUAAACGGUGGUAGCAACCGGAAAUUGCAGAGAAAUCCUAGAGGAAGACAUUACAUUGUUUGGUUGAUGCAAUGAUCAACCCUCUUUUUGUGGGUAGAAAAUAGCAUGGCCAUGUGCAUAAAUAAUAACGUCUGGAAAAAAAGAGUGGAGAAUUGGUGUUUCUGAAGGGUGUGUAUAUGUAUGUGUGUGUAUAUAUAUACACACAAUGAAUUUGUAGAAUUAUAAUAAGCAGAACCUGUUUGUAUGUACCCGUUGUAUUCAAGAUGCUUGUGAUUUUCUCAUCAAGUCGUCACAAGCAGGAGGAAUAUAUAAUGAGAUCUUGA